Frankliniella occidentalis (western flower thrips) is the source of this 3006-nucleotide messenger RNA. RefSeq names its product 5'-AMP-activated protein kinase subunit beta-1 (gene alc). Gene Ontology annotation, cellular component: nucleotide-activated protein kinase complex; nucleus; cytoplasm. Lineage: Eukaryota; Metazoa; Arthropoda; Insecta; Thysanoptera; Thripidae. The coding region runs from base 229 to 1230 and encodes 333 amino acids. The transcript has 6 exons. Gene Ontology annotation, biological process: signal transduction. The record is from RefSeq and is a predicted model, not a curated record. Gene Ontology annotation, molecular function: protein kinase binding.
CGGUGUGGCGGGGCAGGGCGGGGCGGGGCACCUCAGGCCCCGGCUGCAGCGCCUAGGCGGGCCCGGCGGGCCGGCUGCGUCCUGGCUGCGCACCACGGCCCGCCGCCACCUCUUUGAGGACUCUGUCGGAGCUCGUGUUUUCCGGACGCGACCCGAUCCGAGGCGCCGCGACGCCGAUGGGGCGUCGUUGUCUCGCCAGUCCGGCAUUUGGCAGCGUGGAAAGAGCCGAUGCGAACCUCGGGCAGGGAACUCCACGUCCGUCGGGAUGAUGUUUUCAAGAUGGGAAAUGCUGGGAGUAAUGCAAGGGAGCGGCACAAGCCAGGUGAGAUGCAUGCUCCGUCAUCACCAGGGAAAGAUGGAGGGCAAGCAUUUACAUUUGACAAGAAGCCUAACAGCAGAUUAGUGUACUUAUCAUCCACCGAAGAAGAGGAACAACCAUAUUAUACCAAACCAACUUCCAACUCCUCUUCAAUGCAACACUCUAAGGAUCACUCAGCUGAUGGAGAGUUUUCUAUGCAACCAUCUAGACCUCGCUCUAAUACGAUUUCUGAAGGAAGCAAGAUUGAGGAACCACCUGGAGAAAAGGUUUUGCCAACUGUUUUUAAGUGGGAUGGUGGUGGAAAGCAAGUUUACAUAAGUGGAACUUUUACAGAGUGGAAAGUGAUCCCAAUGGUCAAGAGUCAUGGUGAUUUUGUUACUAUAAUUGACCUCCCAGAGGGGGAACAUCAGUACAAAUUCAUGGUUGAUGGAGAAUGGAAACAUGAUCCUUCUGUGAAAAUAAUACACAACGAUGUGGGCACCAAAAACAACAUGGUGUCAGUGAAGAGGUCAGAUUUUGAAGUGUUCCAAGCCCUUGCCAAAGACAGUGAGAGUGUCAGUCAAACUAUACAAAGUAAGGAUAUUGUUUUUGAGAGUAGUGAUCUUUACAUUCUUGUUCUUAGUUCAAUUUUAAUUCAAAUUUUUCUUGCAGGUGAUUAUUGUCAAGAAAUCCCACAAAACAAACCCUGGGAGAAAGUUCCUGGGCCUCCUAUUCUCCCUCCGCAUCUCCUACAAGUCAUUUUAAAUAAAGACACUCCUUUAUCGUGCGAACCGACACUACUCCCUGAGCCCAACCAUGUCAUGUUAAACCAUUUGUAUGCACUUUCAAUCAAAGAUGGUGUUAUGGUUUUAUCUGCUACUCAUAGGUACCGGAAGAAGUAUGUCACAACUCUUCUUUAUAAACCUAUAUGAAUGAUCAGUUUGUAACAUGUACAGGGUGAGUGAUUUGCGUUUCGCCAUCAAUUUUUCUGGGUAUACUGUUCGCAUGUAGGCGUGCGGGUGGACUUGCGUCUCGUUUCCAAGCAAACUGCGCCGAGCGAACAAGCAACCAGUUCGCACGCUGGCAUGCGGUACAGCAUACUCAGAAAGGAAAAAAAAGACGGUGGAAAUCACCCAUCCUGCAAAGACCGUUAAACAUUCUGUUAGAAGAAUACCCUUUGUGUAUAAUUUGGCAAACUGUAAUGAAUGACCUAUUCUUGAAUAUGAGUUUUCAAUCUGUGUCAAGCUGUUUUCAUACAUCGCAGUGAAAGGACAAAAAAAAAACCCCAAAAAAAACAACUCACCUUUCACUGCCAGCAAAUUUGUCAAUGCUUUCCUUUUACUGUUUUGGUCAUUUUCAGUAUGAUUCCAUCCUUUUUUUAAGUGGAGAAUUUUCCCAUGAAGUAAUGUCAAGCAGGUGAGCAGACAGUCUCAAUAGCAAUUGAUUUAUUUUUUUGAUCUAAAAAUGUAUCUUGUAUGUAUAGAGAAAAAAUAAUAUUUCGCGGUCCAAAAUAUACUCACAUUAAUAAUGUGACCUGUAUCACAUGUGGUACAGCUGUUAUAGGUAAACCAGUUUGGAAUCUUAAGCAGGAGUUGACUUUAAAUAUUGGGGCUUACUUAUUUCAUAGAAAAUUGCUGUAAUUUGUUGUAAAGUUGCUAUUUAUUAAGUAGAUUUAUGUAAAUGCUGUUUUUUAAACUGUUUUUUUCUUUUUUUGUGGGGUGUUUGAGGAAUGUGAGUAUCUCAAUAGUCUUUUCAAUUCUUUCUUCUUUAUCUAUCUAUUUUUGUUAUGGCAUUUUGAGUUCUGAAAGUUUUAUUUCAAGAUGAAGGUUUGAGAAAGGAAGCUUGAAGGGUCCCUGCAAUUUCUCCAGGCUCUGGGAUGAGGUAAGAUCUGAUGAAUGAAUGUUUGAUUACGUACUUUUUUUUCUUUGUUAACUUAACUCUUAAGAUACCUUGUUUCUCUAUUUCUUGUCUUUUUUUACCUGAACCAAUGGGGUCUUUCCUAGAUUACAUUUGAUUGUAUGUUAAAAAUGGCAUUGAAAUAAAUUUUGGUCCCAGCGAGAAACAAAGGUUCUGAAGAUUGUAAUUUUGGGAGUACACCAGUAUUUUAUUUAUACAUAUAACUAAUGUCUUUGCCUGGGACCAUGUUUUAAAAAAAUACAACACUCUUUACUGGGUCAAAAUUAAGUGGAAGUUGCAUGAGCUUCAUUAUGCCGUCAGUUUUCUAAGGUUUGGCAAAGAGUGAUUUGAGAUCUGGUACGGCUGCCUCCUGAUCCUAAAAAUUGGUACUAUUGGUAUUGUUAUACAAGAAGUCUGUGCAGUUUUCUCAGGGUUUUGUUUUUCUUAAUAUGUUUGUCACAUGGGAGAAAGGACAUGAUGACACAUCAGUCAUUGAUUCUUUGUCAUCAAAUUUUAUUUCAUACCUGUACUUAGACCAUGUAGUCAGCAAGUGCCAUUGACUCUGCAUUAUAUAUUAAGUGGUCAAUAUAAAGAAAGUAGACUUAAGUUUAGUCGAACUACCGGUAUUGUCAUUUUGUUCUUGCCCAUGUACCAUUUUGCACUUGUCCCUUCAUUUUUACUGUGCUGCUCUGCUGCAUGAAUUCACUUUUUCCAUAAUUGUGCAGUAAAAAUGUUAUGUAUGUGAUAUGUAUGUCAUAGAAUUGUUAAAAUUCUAAUAAAACUAUGUGGUGGGGCAUUGUUACAAUAUAAAA